Molecule: messenger RNA, 1905 nt
Organism: Tetrahymena thermophila SB210
Lineage: Eukaryota; Ciliophora; Oligohymenophorea; Hymenostomatida; Tetrahymenidae
Exons: 2
Molecular function (GO): protein binding
Source: RefSeq, a predicted model, not a curated record
AUGUCAUUUCUAAGAAACAAAAGUUAACCAAGGCUAGCCUCUUUGAGCAAAAUUAAUCCUUAAAUGCAGGCGUUAAAUUAGUUAAAAAAAUACAGAAUGUUGAGUAUGGAUAAUUCCCCUAUUAAUAGUUAUAACAAGAUUGAUUAACCAGGGUUUCUUCCUUCGAUUCUACCUACAAAUAAUACUCUACCAUUAUCUACAAAAAGUAAAAAAUCAUCAGUUGACAAUUCUAUUUUUACAAAUAAUUCUAUAAUCCAUAGCGAAAGCUAUGCUAGAAAAUUAAAGAAAAAAAGCUUAAGUACUCAAAAUAUCCAUGAUUAGUUCCAAUAUCUCAAUAAUAGCUAAUUGAGUAAUCAACAACAAAAUGCUAAAAAUAAACAAAGUGUAUAGUUGCUAAAAAAUAAAAAUUAUUCAUAGAUAAAUAUUAGUAAUGCUAGUACUCUAAACGUAUCGUAGAAUAAUAGUAAGCAGGAUUUUAGUAUUAUGUUGAAUGAAUAUCAAAAUUCAAAAUUGACUAAGAAUGCGAUAAACAACUCCUACCUUUCAUCUAGUAUAGCUAAAUCUCUUAAUUCAUCAAGACUUUAUGCUAAUAAUAGCAAAAUGGUAACUGAACAAAAGAUUAUUAAUUUUGAAAGUGAGCUCCAAAAAAUGAUAAACAUGUAUAACAAUAACUAAACUCACUAGCAUACUGAAUCGGAUAAUCGAGCAAAAGCUAAAGAUGACUCAUUAGUCUUCGAAGAAGAUAGCAUUUUUGCUAAUUAAAUUCAAACGGAUUCUAUAAAUGAUAAAGAAAUAGCUUCAAGGACAGCUAUUUAAAGAAGAGAUAAACUAGAUUUUUAGAAACAAUAAACACGCCUCAGAUAAAUGGAUGCACUCCAUUUAGAAUAUAAAAUGUUGUUAUCUGAGAUUCAAGGAGAUAUUAAGAAAGAUAAUUUAUUCAACAUAAUGAAUUCAAUCAUAGAAUUAAGUGAGAAAUCAUUUGGAAAUUCUGAAUUUCUAAUUAAAAAUUAUUGUCUGUAUGCUGAUAUUUGUAGAGACAUUGGAGAUUUUAAUAAAUCUGUGUAACUUCUUCACCAUGCUAGGCUUAUAAGCACAAUCACUUCAAAAUAUUAAAUUAAAUUGCAGCUAUAUAAAAAAGUUUCAGAAAUCCUUUCUUAGUCAGGCUAGAACGAAAAAGCUCUUGUCUAUCUCAAAAAAAUGUUGAGACUUUCAUGGAAAUUAAAAAAUGAUGAUGUUGAAAUAGAGGCUUAUGACUUAAUUGGAAAGGUACUCAUGUUAUUGGGUGAAGUUGAUCUUGCCGAUUUUUUCCAUCAAAAAAGUAUGAAUAACGAUAAAGAAUUAGCUGAUUCACCACUGAGAAUAGCAGGGGAAAUUGGAGUAAAAGUUAGAAUUGCAAAUUAAUAAAUUAACGACAACUAAACCUAUAAAAGUGAUAGUGAUGACGAUUUAGAUUUAUAAUCUUUCCCUAAAUCAAAGCAAGAUGAACAUGCUAUGAGAAGCGAAAUACUGAAGCAACAAAAAAAACAAUAAUAUUUCUCUCUACCUAAAAUAGUGACUAACUAUGGAAAACGUUAUUAGUCUAUUGGAAGAGUUAAUUUACCAUCUUAUAUUAGAGAAGAGUUAGAAAUCAAAGUUUCCUAACGCCUUAGUCACAUGAGCCAAAACAGAGAUUUAAAAAAUUUCUAUGUUUAUACCUAUAAAAACUAAAACUUCUGGAUCAAAGAUGGCGACUUUAAUUAACAGUAAAGAUUUUAUGUGCUAAAGAAAAAUUAUAACAAACACAGAUCAACUGUUAGCAAAAUAGUAAAAGAACUAAUUGCCUAAUAAUUUAAAAACAUGUAAGAAGUAAAGUAGAUUUUAGAAACAGACAACAUCAAAAUACUAAAUCCUGAUAUUUUAUAAUGA